Molecule: messenger RNA, 944 nt
Organism: Exophiala viscosa
Lineage: Eukaryota; Fungi; Ascomycota; Eurotiomycetes; Chaetothyriales; Herpotrichiellaceae
Exons: 2
Coding region: 178-528 (116 amino acids)
Source: RefSeq, a predicted model, not a curated record
CACCUAGCAGGUCAGCCUCGGAUAUUACCUUGCGGUAGUUAGACUGUAGGGAGCCUUCGUACGAGGUUGGGUUGCGGUGUGCAGGCAGGGGUGGGGGCCUUCACAAACAUCGCAGAUGUUCAGAGCGGUCAAGAAGUUGCCCUCAUUGGCGUUGGCGGUGUCGGACAAAGUGCUAUAAUGGCAGCGACUAUGCGGGAAUGUAAAACCAUCAUAGCCAUUGAUCGCACUGAUUCUCGCCUAGGAUUGGCAAAGUCCAUUGGUGCGACACAUACGAUCAACACAUUCGAUCCCACAAUCGAUAUUGUGGCGGAAGUGCUCAAGAUCACAGAAGGCAGGGGAGUCCACACGUCGUUAGAUACGACGGGAGUCGAGUUGCUGGCAAGGCAAUCGUGGCAGUUCGUUCGUCGUCACGGUAAGAUCCUUCAGGUUGGCAUUGCAAGCCCAGAAGCCACGUGGGGAGUGUCAAUGGCAGACCAUAUGAACUCCGGGAAACAGAUCAUUGGCGUGCAGGGAGAUUCUAAAAGUUGAACUGGCAUACUCGACUACCAGAAGUUGUAAGCACUCGAUAGUGUUGUUGACUUGAUUGCUUGAUUGGCAACUAACUAAGAGUGCUACGAGAAAGGUGUAUGCCUCGAAGUGCCAAAAUGUGUCACGCUAGUCCUAAUCGGGACGGGAAGGCAGUGACACCGCCUGACUUGCAUGUGCGGUACCAUGUGCGGUACAAUGAGCACUGUCAACAUUAUCAAGGCCGAGAACUCCUGCGCCUAGAUAUCCCGAUUGGUCCUGCUUUGGGUGCUAGAACCACAAACCAACGCGAGCGGAUCGCAGCUUCGGUUCGAUCAGGGAAUUGAUCAAAGAUUCACGACCAUGGCUUGCCAAGACGACUCCAUUUGGUCAAUUUGUCGUCCUCCUCAGUCGUCCAGUCGCCGCGUUUCGUCCCUCGG